Molecule: messenger RNA, 1365 nt
Organism: Tuber melanosporum (Perigord truffle)
Lineage: Eukaryota; Fungi; Ascomycota; Pezizomycetes; Pezizales; Tuberaceae
Exons: 4
Coding region: 246-1097 (283 amino acids)
Biological process (GO): DNA replication-dependent chromatin assembly; nucleosome assembly; nucleosome disassembly
Cellular component (GO): nucleus
Molecular function (GO): histone binding
Source: RefSeq, a predicted model, not a curated record
GCGUCGACCAAAACAUUCGCCCAAUUCGCAUCCUUCUACCUCUAACCCUCCUUCCUCUGUGCUAGUCAGUCACUUCUCCUCUCCCUUCCACCUUUCCCCCUUCAUCCCCCCCAUCCUUUCCGUCCCCUAUUUCCACCUCCACUCCAUCUUCCGUUUUCCUCUCCUCCUACUAUUCCCCCCAUCCUUCUCUCAACUUUCAUCCCAUCCUGACAGGUUGAAGUUCUCCACCAGUCAAUAUAUAAAACAUGUCUGUUGUUUCACUGCUUAACGUUAAUGUCCUCAACAACCCUGCUCGCUUCGCCGACAAGUAUCAGUUUGAGAUUACCUUUGAAUGUCUCGAACCUUUGACUAAAGAUCUUGAGUGGAAGCUUACCUAUGUCGGUUCCGCUAACUCCACUGAGCACGAUCAGGAGCUCGACUCCCUCCUUGUCGGCCCCAUCCCCGUUGGUGUCAACAAGUUCGUUUUCGAGGCCGAACCCCCUGCACUUGCCAAACUUCCCUCAUCCGAGAUCUUGGGAGUUACCGUCGUUCUCCUCACAUGCUCUUAUGAUGGCCGCGAAUUCGUUCGUGUUGGUUACUACGUGAGCAACGAAUACGAUUCCGAGGAACUCAACAACGAACCCCCUAAACAGGUUCAGACCGAUAGAAUUGUGAGGAACGUUCUCGCCGAGAAGCCCCGUGUCACCAGAUUUGCCAUCAAGUGGGACUCUGAGGAAUCCGCCCCUUCCGAAUUCCCCCCCGAUCAGCCUGAGGCCGAUGAGGCUGAGGAUGAUGCCGACAAUUACGGAGCCGAAGAGGAGGAAGGGCUCGAGGGCGAAGAAGAAGCUGGGGCCGCUCCUGCCGAUGAAGACGUUGAGAUGGGCGGAGCAGAUGACACCGCGGGCCCUGCCGCUAGCAAGGAAACCGAUGAAGUCUCUGAUGACGGUUCCGAGGACUUGGAGGCUGAGAGCAGUGGUGAAGACGACGAGGAGGAAGAAGAAGGUGAGGGCGAGGCGGAAGAAGACGAUGCCAUGGUCGAUGAUUCUGCUGCAGGCAAGUCUGCUGAAGCCAGCUCCUCCGCUCAGCCAACCACUGCUCAACCAGUUGUUCCCAAAUAACCAACCACCUAUUCUGUACGAAACGCCUCGGAUAAGAGGGUUCCUAUCACCAAAGUAUUUACUUGUACGGCUGGAAUGUUGUCAUGGGUUAUGGUUCAAUCUUCUAUUAUAAAGUAGGGUCUCUUUGUUUAAAAUCAGGUGUUGGAAUGUUUCUUUGUAUGGGGCUGUCAACGAUGGCUGUGAUACAUAGAUGUUUUUCCUAAUGGCAGGCUUGAAUUAUACUCAGCAUGAUUAACCUUGAGGGGUUUUUUUUUCUUGCUUCGACUAA